UUAAGAACGGUUAGAAGUUAGAAGAAAGCGGGCCGUGAUUGUUAGAAGGCAGGAACUAGUGAUUACAUCUCAAGUGAGCGCGUUUUCUGCACAGCAGACGCAUUAGUUUAGACCUGCAUGACGACGACUCCUUUAGGAUCCAAGUAGAGCCGCUAGCCAAAUAAAAUAAAGUAAACGCACUGCGAUAGCUUUGUAACCAGACUUCUUUAUUCCCUUUUUAUUUGAACCACGUAACGCGUUUUUUAAAUGCAACGUUUGAUAUAUGAGAAGACGAUGGCAGCGGAGACGAAGAACGGCGGGAGUUCAGCGAACAUUAAAGACCACAGCAGGAGAAAGUUACUGGUCGGAGUGGAUCUCUUCUGCUUGUUUCUAGCCGGCCUGCCUUUCUUGGUCAUUGAGACCAGUGCUGUUCAUCCUUACCAUAGAGGGUUUUACUGCGAUGAUGAGUCCAUCAUGUACCCGGCCAAACACGGAGACACCAUUAGCGACGGUGUGCUUAGCGCUGCUGGCAUUCUAAUCACCAUCCUCUCUAUCAUCAUCGGGGAGAGCUACCGGAUCUACUUUCUGAACGAGGGAUCCAAGUCGUUUGUAGGGAACCCCUACUUAUCUGCGCUGUACAAGCAAGUGGGCGUGUUCAUCUUCGGCUGCGCCAUCAGCCAGUCCUUCACCGACAUCGCCAAAGUGUCAGUGGGCCGCAUGCGCCCUCACUUCCUCGACGUGUGCAAGCCGGACUUCUCCACUAUCAACUGCUCCCUGGGCUACAUCACUGACUACCAGUGUCAGGGGCCAGAGAGCAAAGUUCAGGAGGCCAGGAAGUCUUUCUUCUCUGGACAUGCAUCAUUCUCCAUGUACACCAUGCUUUACCUGGUGUUUUACCUGCAGUCUCGCUUCAAUUGGCAUGGAGCUCGCCUGCUGCGCCCUCUGACCCAGUUCACCCUCGUCAUGAUGUCCUUCUACACGGGCCUGUCCCGAGUCUCUGAUCACAAGCACCACCCCACUGAUGUCCUGGCGGGUUUCGUGCAGGGAGCCCUGGUGGCCUACUGCAUAGUAUUCUUCGUGUCUGAUUUGUUCAAGCCCAAAGGUCGACGUUCUACCCUUUUGCCAACCGCAGUGAAGAAAGAUCUUGUUCCUCCGGCAGACAUCAGAGAGCGGAGCAACCACCUCAUCAUGGCAUAGAGAAGGCCGCAAACUGACAUAACCCUGACCUGUGCCAUUUAAAUCACUGCUACAGCCACUGGUCAAUACUGGUUGACUAAACUCCCAACAAUCUGGAUAAUGCAGACAACAUGUGGAGUCUUGAACAUCUCAGUUGAUGAGAAGAGGCCACGGAAAACAGUCGCGCAAGUUUUGCUUUCUCAACGGAAAUUCUCAUCUUUUUCCUCAGUCUCACCAGACAUUUUAAUGUGGAAAAGAGAGAGGACAAGGAUAUUUGUACCGCUUCUGUUAUGAAGAUCAUUGGAGACUCUCCUCUGUCGAGGCCUUUUCGUGGACAAAAGUCUGAAAUGAAACAAAACUGAGAAAUGGAAGCUGUAAACCAAGCUGUGUGUGGCUUUUGUGCCGUUUUCGCCCGUCGGCUGCAUCCAACGUGGGAGCUAUAUUCCUGCCACUCACUCACUGUGUGACUAAUACAAACAAAUCAUGACAAAAAAACAAAUUCCUUGAUUUCAUGAAGGAUGUUUGUUUGGUUUUAUUACAAACAUAAGCAUUGCAUGUGUGAUUUAUAGCACCAUUUUAGCUAAACUCAGUAGUGUUUGUCACCACUUGAUUGACCUGAAGUGAAGCUUUUGGAAAGCUUUGUAAACGUUUGUUUGUUGUCCAUAAUGUAGUGUAGUUACUUUAGAAAGUGCACAUAAGUUACAGUAAGUGUAAAGUACAGUGAGAGUGUGUGUGUUGGAUGUGGGCCUCUUUCUGCUGGCUAGGACGAGCCCCCACUGAGCCAUUUAAUGAAAUGACUGUCUGUUAUAUGUACCAGACGGGCGCUCACAAGUGUUAGGUCACUGUGUGUGUGUGUGUGUGUGUGUGUGUGUGUGUGUGUGUGUGUGUGCUUUGCAUAUACAUGUGUGUGUUUGGGUGAGGUCUUCCUUUGAGUGUGUCUUAAUGUCAUGUCU
Anarrhichthys ocellatus (wolf-eel) is the source of this 2108-nucleotide messenger RNA. RefSeq names its product phospholipid phosphatase 3-like. Gene Ontology annotation, biological process: phospholipid dephosphorylation; cell-cell adhesion; phospholipid metabolic process. The record is from RefSeq and is a predicted model, not a curated record. NCBI's taxonomy places the organism in Eukaryota, Metazoa, Chordata, Actinopteri, Perciformes, Anarhichadidae. The coding region runs from base 247 to 1176 and encodes 309 amino acids. Gene Ontology annotation, molecular function: phosphatidate phosphatase activity. The transcript has 6 exons. Gene Ontology annotation, cellular component: plasma membrane.